AGCAACUGUUAAAAUUCAGGGGAAGUAUAAGAGUUUGGUCUCUUUUUUAACUUCGGUGCAUCCAAUGGGGAAAACCAUCCGGGCCCAUAUUCGGGUAUGGCUAAGUAGCUCUCAGGCCUCAGCUCUUGGAUACUGCGCUCCCGCCAUCGUCAAAACCAGUUCUUCCUUUUUCCCGCCAAUACCAAAGAACCCCAUUUCUCCACAUAUAUAAACUUUGUGUUCCACUGAAUUCAUUAUCAAUCGUUUAACUAUUUGCAAUCCUUUUUUCCAAUUGAUUUUUACUGCUAGAUUUAUUUAGAGUUGCUUAUGGAGGACAAUUUGAAUUUGCUGGAUCAAAACAAGCUCCCAGAACUAAAGCUCGAUGCAAAGCAGGCGCAAGGGUUUCUGUCAUUCUAUAAAACCCUACCUCAAGAUUGUCGGGCUGUUCGAAUUUUUGAUCGUCGGGAUUAUUUUACUGCUCAUGGAGAAAAUGCAGCUUUUAUAGCGAAAACUUAUUAUCACACUACCACGGCCUUACGGCAGUUAGGUAGUGGUUCUGAUGGCCUUUCCAGCGUAACUAUAAGUAAAAGCAUGUUUGAAACGAUUGCUCGUGAUCUACUUUUAGAAAGGACAGACCAUACAAUUGAACUGUAUGAGGGUAGUGGUUCAAAUUGGAGACUUAUGAAGAGUGGAAGUCCAGGAAACUUGGGCAAUUUCGAAGACAUUCUUUUUGCCAAUAAUGAAAUGCAGGAUUCUCCUGCUACUGUUGCAUUGUUACCCAACUUCAAGGAAAAUAGUUGCAAUGUUGGUUUGGGCUAUGUUGAUCUAAGUCAGAGAGUGGUUGGAUUGGCUGAAUUUCUGGAUGAUAGCCAUUUUACAAAUGUGGAAUCAGCUUUGAUUGGGCUGGGUUGCAAGGAAUGCCUACUCCCAGCUGAUGUUUCCAAGUCUACCGAAGGAAGGGGCUUGCUUGAUGCAUUGUCAAGAUGUGGUGUGAUGGUAACUGAACGAAAAAAAUCUGACUUUAAAGCCAGGGAUUUGGUGCCAGAUCUCGGAAGACUAAUCAAAGGUUCAAUUGAGCCGGUGCGUGAUCUAGUUUCAGGACUUGAAAUUGCCCCUGCUGCUUUGGGCGCAUUGCUAACUUAUGCAGAAUUACUUUCAGAUGAAAGCAAUUAUGGAAAUUUCAUUAUUAAGCCUUAUAAUCUGGGUAGUUGCAUGAGGCUCGACUCUGCUGCUAUGAGAGCAUUAAAUGUUAUGGAGAGCAAAAAUGAUGCAAACAAAAAUUUUAGUUUAUUUGGUUUGAUGAACAGAACCUGUACGGCUGGAAUGGGAAAACGGUUGCUUCACAUGUGGCUCAAGCAGCCUUUGUUAGACGUAAAAGACAUAAAUACUCGGCUGGAUUUGGUACAAGCUUUUGUGGAGGAUAUAGAACUUCGCCAAGAUUUGAGGCAGCAUCUGAAAAGAAUAUCUGAUAUAGAAAGAUUAAUACGCAAUCUUCAAAAGAAAAGGGCUGGUUUACAUCAUGUUGUAAAGCUUUAUCAAUCAAGCAUUAGACUUCCAUACAUUAAAAGUGCACUUGGAAAGUAUGAUGGGCAAUUUUCUGCAUUAAUUAAGGACAGGUUUUUGGAGCCCAUUGAGAUGUGGACUGAUGAUGAUCAUUUAAACAAGUUUGUGGCCCUUGUUGAGACUUCAAUAGACCUUGAUCAACUUGAGAAUGGCGAAUACAUGAUUUCAUCUGGUUAUGACUCGAGGCUUCUUGAACUAAAAUAUGAACAAGAGUCACUUGCGCGUGAAAUAGAUACUCUUCACAGAAAAACUGCUGAUGAACUCGAUCUCGUUGUUGAUAAAGUUCUAAAGUUAGAGAAGGGUACACAAUUUGGUCAUGUUUUUAGAAUAACAAAGAAGGAAGAGCCAAAAAUUAGGAAAAAACUUACCACACAGUUUAUUGUGCUUGAGACACGAAAGGAUGGUGUCAAAUUUACAAAUUCAAAACUCAAAAAACUAGGGGAUCAGUAUCAGAGAAUACUGGAGGAGUACAAGAAUUGCCAAAAGGAAUUAGUUCAACGAGUGGUUCAGACUGCUGCCACCUUCUCUGAGGUUUUUGAGGCGUUAGCUGCAUUGCUAGCUGAACUGGAUGUAUUACUCGGUUUUGCUGACUUGGCAACAAGUUGUCCUACUCCUUACACAAGACCAGAUAUUACUUCAUCUGAUGUUGGGGAUAUCAUAUUAGAAGGCUGUAGACACCCCUGUGUGGAGGCGCAGGAUUGGGUGAAUUUCAUACCAAAUGACUGCAAACUUGUUAGAGGACAAAGCUGGUUCCAAAUUAUCACAGGGCCCAACAUGGGUGGAAAAUCCACUUACAUUAGACAGGUUGGUGUAAAUGUUUUGAUGGCACAAGUGGGAUCGUUUGUUCCUUGUGAAAAUGCAAGUAUUUCUGUUCGUGAUUGCAUAUUUGCUCGUGUUGGUGCUGGUGACUGCCAAUUGCGAGGAGUCUCGACUUUCAUGCAAGAAAUGCUCGAGACUGCCUCAAUUUUGAAGGGCGCCACUGACAAGUCACUUAUAAUCAUUGAUGAGUUAGGCCGAGGGACAUCAACUUAUGAUGGGUUUGGUCUUGCCUGGGCUAUUUGUGAGCACAUUGUUGAUGUCAUCAAGGCACCUACUUUGUUUGCAACCCACUUUCAUGAACUCACAGCAUUAGCCCAUGAUAAGGGAGGGGAUGAACCUUCCAAUAAAAAGACUGUUGGUAUAUCAAAUUUCCAUGUUAGUGCACACAUAGAUUCAGCAAGUCGCAAGCUAACAAUGCUUUACAAGGUUGAACCAGGGGCUUGUGAUCAAAGUUUUGGUAUUCAUGUCGCAGAGUUUGCCAACUUCCCUGAAACGGUUGUAUCCCUUGCUAGAGAAAAAGCGGCUGAAUUGGAAGAUUUCUCCCCUACCACAAUUAAUUCUGUCGACCCUUCAAAAGAGGUGGGACAGAAGCGGAAGAGGGCAUUGGAUCCAGAUGCAGUCUCUCAGGGUGCAGCGAGGGCUCAUCGCUUUUUAAAAGAGUUUGCUGAGCUUCCUUUAGAACAGAUGGAUUUGAAGCAAGCAUUGCAGCAUGUGAAUAAAAUGAAGAACGACUUAGAGAAGGAUGCCGAAAACUGCCAUUGGUUAAAGCAAUUUCUCUAGUUCUCUGCACUCCUGAUCACUACAGCCUCUCCGGAAUUUUGCUCAUAUCUGGUAGGUGGAUAUUAGAAUUCGCUGCUCAUCGGAAAAUAGGCAUAAGGAAAAGCUAUGAUACUCUUCCCACCUUUCGAGCAUCAGGUUCAGUAAAUUUAGGCCGGAUGCCUGUGUAUUGUGAUGCUCGUUGUUUUCCCUUGGUUAUAGAGGUGCAAAUAUUGAAUUGGGUAUACGUUUCUUGACAUUUUUCCAUUGUAGAUGAUGGUGAUGACAGUGAAUCUUGUUAACUUGUAAAAUGUAAAUGAUGCAAAAGCUAUUGAGUAGUGCUCCUUAAUGUGAACCUUAUUUGUAGGGCUCAGCUCGUCCCCUUUUCAUUUGAGCUCGGCAAAAGUUCGUAUGCAGCCUAUUGCACAAGUGUAAUCAUUAUGUCUUGUGAUAUCUAAUGUUUGGAGGGAGAUUGACUUCCGGUGCAUUUGCUUUCUAUCUUAGGUUUGUGCUCGUCUGAGCUACUUAAAUGUUCGCUGGAGCAAAUCAAUAGUAGCGUCCAGUAGUUGUGUUGUUGCUUCUGUUGCUCAUCCAUGUAAAUGUAUUCCGGAACAAUCAUGCUUCAAAGCUUCCAAGUAACAACCGAUAUUUCAACCACCCACCACCUCAACACCUAAAAUUUAUAAAAAUAGAUGAACAAUU
Amaranthus tricolor (Joseph's coat) is the source of this 3819-nucleotide messenger RNA. Its product is annotated as DNA mismatch repair protein MSH2. Gene Ontology annotation, molecular function: mismatched DNA binding; ATP binding; ATP-dependent DNA damage sensor activity. Gene Ontology annotation, cellular component: nucleus; MutSalpha complex. Lineage: Eukaryota; Viridiplantae; Streptophyta; Magnoliopsida; Caryophyllales; Amaranthaceae. The record is from RefSeq and is a predicted model, not a curated record. Bases 307 to 3141 code for a protein of 944 amino acids. Gene Ontology annotation, biological process: mismatch repair; mitotic recombination. The transcript is spliced from 13 exons.